UGGCAGGUUUCCUCUUCCCCCUCAUGCCCUCCCCCUUCCCGGCCUGCCCUCCCCAACCCUCCUUCUCGGCUGUCCACCCUUUUGCUAGUCGCUACCUUCCGCCCUUUUACCGAAGCCUUGUGACGGCGUAACGAAGCCGAAAAAGUCCGGGACAGAAUGGCAUCAGGUGUGACGGUGAAUGACGAGGUCAUCAAGGUGUUCAACGACAUGAAGGUGCGCAAGUCGCACAGGUCGCCGGAUGAGGUGAAGCAGCGUAAGAAGGCGGUGCUCUUCUGCCUCAGCGACGACCGCAAGAAGAUCAUCGUGGAGGAGAACAAACAGAUCCUGGUGGGCGACAUCGGCGAGACGGUGGACGACCCCUACGCCUGCUUCGUCAAGCUCCUCCCGCUCGACGACUGCCGAUAUGGACUCUAUGACGCCACCUACGAGACAAAGGAGUCCAAGAAGGAGGAUCUGGUCUUCAUAUUCUGGGCCCCCGAGGGUGCGCCCCUCAAGAGCAAGAUGAUCUACGCCAGCUCCAAAGACGCCAUCAAGAAAAAGUUUACAGGCAUCAAGCACGAAUGGCAGGUGAACGGGCUGGACGACAUCCAGGACCGCAGCACACUGGCCGAGAAGCUGGGCGGCAACGUGGUGGUGUCCCUGGAAGGGCAGCCGCUGUGAUAUCGCGGACGCCCAGCCAACCCGCCGUGCCAUCCGGAGCCAACCCCACCCCCCUCCCGAUCCCACCAGAACACCACCACUUGCCGUGUGUGGCCAUGUCACGAAGGAGUCGGCGUCUCUCUGCUUCGUUUUCCCUCCAUCUUUUUUCUUUUCUUUUUUUUUGUUUGUUUUUGUUCCCUGAAUGAAGGAGAUGUCAGUAACUUAAAAUAUGCAAAACCCUCUCACUUUUUUGCCACAUGAAUCGCUGACCUGUCAGGAAAAGUCGUCUCCGAGUUUUGCCAAAAAAGACCUCUGCCUCCCACUGUGAGGCAUUUUUUUUUUUAACGUGACUAAUUUAUUCUGGUCGCCGCGUGGCUCCUCUAUGCAUCACAGCAACGUUAGCGUAAGCUCUCUCCUGGCCGCCUUACAUUUUGCUUUGAAUGUAACCGCCACCACAUGUUGUUCGAGUGCACUUUGAUUUUGGAAGCGUAACACUAUGGAAAGCAGAUCCGAAACCCCCCCCCUUCCCCAAUCGGGUCCCGGUGAGAGACGGAGCAGCGAUGACUAGAACGCGGCGACAACAUCCGCAGCCUUACAGUGGAACCUUGUUUGUGAGCUCACAGGAAGCCACACUGCAAUAAAAGCUUGUGGCCCUGC
Syngnathus acus (greater pipefish) is the source of this 1296-nucleotide messenger RNA. RefSeq names its product cofilin-2. The record is from RefSeq and is a predicted model, not a curated record. Gene Ontology annotation, cellular component: actin cytoskeleton; actin cortical patch; cytoplasm. The coding region runs from base 157 to 660 and encodes 167 amino acids. Gene Ontology annotation, biological process: cell motility; actin filament fragmentation; actin filament severing. Gene Ontology annotation, molecular function: actin filament binding. The transcript is spliced from 4 exons. NCBI's taxonomy places the organism in Eukaryota, Metazoa, Chordata, Actinopteri, Syngnathiformes, Syngnathidae.